AUGUACUUCGAGGACAAUGCCGCCCAGAGGGUGAUCGCCCAAACCGGCUCCUUUACCGGCUACAGACCUCUGCUGAACCUGGGUCAUGGAUAUCUCAGCGCAACUGCCGACGCGCAACAACCUCUUUGCGGAAACGCCGAGGGAUGGGGCCCGCUCAGCCCAUACCGAUAUGACUUUACACCUUGCUUUAUCGACGUAUGGGUGGCUUCGGUGGCCGUCUUCGGCCUCGUAUUUGGGCCUGUUGCUUUGUGGUGGUUGUUGACUAAGAAGGAGGCGGCCCCUGUGGGCAAAGGUCUACAAUUCUGGACUAAGCAGUCCAUCCUAGUCCUCGUCAUUGCCGACUUCUUUGCGCAACUCAUCCUCCAGGUUAUUAGCUACGGCAACAUUGCUUACGGGGACUUUAGGGUCUGGUCAACACUACUUACGAUAUUGUCUCUCUUCGUCGUCUUCUCUAUACAAUGGGUUGAGCACGAACGUCAACGAAAUGCCAACGGCAUAGUCCUGCUGUACUGGUUGUUUCUCCUGAUCUCCCUGGCUGUCAAGCUUCGGUCUCUGAUCUCUCAACAAGUCUAUGCCUCCGAUCUCAAAUACUUCGUUGUCUACACUAUCGGGGUUGGUCUUUCGGCACUCGAUUUUCUCGUUGAAUGGUUAUGGCCUAGGAAGCGGAGCUUUUAUUCGGCUAUCGCGGACGAGGAUGAAUCGCCAUCAGAAUAUGCGACUAUUUUCUCGCAACUUACCUUUUCGUGGAUGAGCCCCAUGAUGAAGUAUGGGUUCAAGAAUUAUAUCACUCAGGAGGACCUGUGGCCUCUUGGAAGCCGGGACACAUCCAGAGCCACUGGGGGUGCUUUCGACAAAGCUUGGCAGGCGCAGUUGAAGCGCAAAAAGGGUCCUUCCUUGUGGCUGGCUAUUUUCAAGGCAUACGGUGCUCCUUAUGCCGUGGCAGCUCUUUUCAAGUUGUGCAACGACAUCUCGGCCUUCGUUCAACCUCAGUUGCUGAGGUACCUUAUUUCAUUCAUCGAGUCAUAUGAGUUUAAGGAGAAAGAGACCGAGCCCGUCAUCAAGGGUGCUGCUAUUGCGUUGGCUAUGUUUGGUGUCGCUAUCUUCCAGACAGCUAUGAUCCAUCAAUACUUUCAAUCAGCCUUCGUCACUGGUAUGCGGAUCAAGGGCGGCCUGACAUCUGCCAUCUACCGCAAAUCCCUGAAGCUUUCGAAUGAGGGCCGCUCCUCGAAAACCACUGGAGACAUUGUCAACUACAUGGCUGUUGAUGCCCAAAGAUUGCAAGAUCUGACGCAAUUUGGCCAGCAGCUGUGGUCUGCUCCGUUCCAGAUCUUGAUCUGCAUGUUGUCGCUCUACCAGUUAGUUGGGUGGUCAAUGCUGGCGGGCGUCGGAGUUAUGAUCUUUAUGAUUCCUAUCAACGGUUUCAUCGCGCGGUACAUGAAGGGCCUUCAAAAGAUUCAAAUGAAGAACAAGGAUGCCAGGAGUCGCCUGAUUGCCGAGAUCAUCAACAACAUGAAGAGCAUCAAGCUAUACGCUUGGGGAUCUGCAUUCAUGAACAAACUUAACUACGUCAGGAACGAUCUCGAACUGAAGAAUCUCAGAAAGAUUGGAGCGGGUCAGGCUCUAGCCAACUUCACAUGGAACACUUCGCCGUUCCUGGUGUCGUGCCUGACUUUCACCGUCUUUGUGCUGACACAGGAUCGGCCCUUGACAUCAGACAUCGUCUUCCCUGCUCUCGCGCUGUUUAAUCUGCUCACCUUCCCGCUUGCCAUGCUACCCAUGGUCAUCACAUCGGUUGUGGAGGCUACAGUUGCAGUCACCCGACUGAAUGCAUACCUCACCGCCGAGGAGACUCAGCCUGACGCAACAGUCCUCUAUCCAAGCGUCGAGGAGCUAGGUGAGGAUACGGUAGUGGUACGGGAUGGAACCUUUUCUUGGAAUCGCCACGAAGAUAAGCAUGUGCUCCGUGACGUGAACUUCACUGCCAGCAAAGGAGAACUGUCAUGUAUUGUUGGCAAGGUCGGCUCCGGCAAGUCUUCUUUCCUGCAAGCUAUAAUGGGAGAUCUCUGGAAGGUCAAGGGCCAUGUGGAACUCCAUGGCUCUGUUGCAUACGUUGCUCAACAGUCUUGGAUCAUGAACGCCACUGUCAAGGAGAACAUUAUCUUUGGUUAUCGGUACGACUCGAACUUCUAUGAGCAGACUGUCAAGGCAUGCGCACUUUUGGACGACUUCUCUGUACUACCUGACGGCGACGAGACAGUUGUUGGCGAGCGUGGCAUCUCUCUGAGUGGAGGUCAAAAGGCCAGGGUUGCUCUAGCACGGGCUGUCUAUGCCAGGGCAGAUGUUUACUUGAUCGAUGAUUGUUUGUCAGCAGUUGAUUCUCACGUCGGACGGCACAUUAUCGACAAUGUCCUCGGCCCCAACGGACUUCUCAAAACUAAAACCCGUAUCUUGGCCACGAACUCGAUUCCGGUUCUUCUUGAAUCUGACUAUAUUUGCAUGCUGCGCGACGGCGAGGUCGUCGAAAAGGGCACUUACACUCAGCUUAUGGCUAUGAAGGGAUUGGUUGCUGAGCUUGUCAAGACUAUCAGCAAGAAUGAGCCCGCUUCCCCAUCUUCGCCUGCUUCCUCGAGUGGCUCCAACAGCGAGACUUCUACCAUGAUUGAUGCCACGGCUACGAGCCAGACCAAGGAAGAUCUUGAACGGGCUCAGGAAUCCAGCAUGACCCUCGAGGCCAUCAAGCCGGCGGGCUCGGCGACAAAGAAGCCUAGGCAAAACAGCAUGGGUACUUUGAGAAGGCCAAGUACUGCCAGCUUCAGGGGAGGGCGUGGCAAGUUGACCGACGAGGAGGCAGACGGAAGCCGGACCAAGCAGGCCAAGGAACACUUGGAGCAGGGCAAAGUGAAAUGGAGCGUCUAUAUUGAAUAUGCCAAAACCGCAAACUUGGUCGCUGUCUGCGUCUACCUUGUGUCUCUUGUUGCUGCACAGACAGUAAGCGUCGGUGGGAGUGUCUGGCUCAAGCAUUGGGGUGACGAGAACGCUAAACUGGGCCGCAACGAUGCCGUUAGCAAAUACAUCGGAAUCUACUUCCUGUUUGGCUUUGGAUCUUCACUACUCACGCUUAUCCAGACGCUCAUUCAAUGGAUUUUCUGCUCUAUCGAGGCAUCGAGGAUAUUGCAUGAACGCAUGGCCACGGCUAUCUUCAGAUCUCCUAUGUCUUUCUUCGAUGUUACACCCGCUGGCAGGAUCCUCAACAGGUUUUCUAGUGAUAUCUACCGCGUGGACGAGGUCUUGGCCCGCGCUUUUAACAUGUUAUUCGUCAACUUGGCCAAGUCCGGUUUUACGCUCGUGGUUAUUUCGAUGGCCACGCCGCCUUUUAUCGCUCUCAUCAUCCCGCUCGGCUUCACGUAUUACUGGAUUCAGCGAUACUAUUUGCGGACUUCGCGCGAGCUCAAAAGGCUGGACAGUGUCAGCCGCAGCCCCAUCUAUGCCCAUUUCCAGGAAACUCUCGGCGGCGUCUCGACCAUCCGCGCGUUCCGGCAGCAGUCUAGGUUUGAGCUGGAGAGUGAGUGGCGUGUGGAUGCCAACCUGCGAGCCUACUUCCCUUCGAUCAGCGCCAACAGGUGGUUGGCCAUCCGUCUCGAGUUCAUUGGAGCGCUGGUCAUUUUGUCAGCCGCCAGCUUCGCUGUCAUCUAUGUGUCAGUUGGUUAUCAGCUGAGCUCCGGCUGGGUAGGCUUGGCCAUGUCCUAUGCCCUCCAGAUUACUACUUCGCUCAACUGGAUCGUGCGCCAGUCGGUCGAGGUUGAGACCAACAUUGUCUCGGUCGAGCGCGUUCUUGAGUACGCUCGCCUGCCUAGCGAAGCUCCCGAGAUCAUCCACCGUAACCGACCUCCAGUUAGCUGGCCGGCCGAUGGUGCUGUCGAGUUUGUCAACUACAGCACCCGUUAUCGACCUGGACUAGACCUGGUGCUCAAGAAUAUCAAUCUUGACAUCAAGGCACACGAGAAGAUUGGAGUCGUGGGUCGGACGGGAGCAGGAAAGUCAUCGCUCACAUUGGCUCUCUUCCGCAUCAUUGAAGCGGACAGCGGACACAUCAGCAUCGACAAUGUGAACACUUCCACCAUCGGAUUGCUCGACCUCCGUCGGCGCCUUGCCAUUAUUCCUCAAGACGCGGCUCUGUUCGAAGGUACCAUCAGGGACAACCUCGACCCAGGACACGUGCAUGAUGACACGGAGUUAUGGAGCGUGCUUGAGCACGCCCGUCUAAAGGAGCACGUGUCCAGCAUGGAGGGAGGUCUAGAGGCCAAGAUCAACGAAGGAGGCUCCAAUUUGUCACAAGGACAAAGACAGCUAGUCUCGCUGGCGCGUGCGAUGUUGACGCCUUCGAACAUCUUGGUACUGGAUGAAGCAACGGCAGCUGUCGAUGUACAGACGGAUGCGCUACUGCAGGCGACGCUGCGCUCAUCACAGUUUGCGCACAAGACUAUCAUCACUGUGGCGCACCGCAUCAACACAAUCCUGGACAGCGACAAGGUGGUUGUGCUGGACAAAGGGGAAGUGGCAGAGUAUGGGUCGCCGCAGGAGCUCAUUGCCAAGAAGGGGCAGUUUUACUCGCUGGUCAAGCAGGCCGGUCUGACUGACUGA
Pyricularia pennisetigena is the source of this 4641-nucleotide messenger RNA. RefSeq lists its product as uncharacterized. Gene Ontology annotation, cellular component: membrane. The coding region runs from base 1 to 4641 and encodes 1546 amino acids. Lineage: Eukaryota; Fungi; Ascomycota; Sordariomycetes; Magnaporthales; Pyriculariaceae. Gene Ontology annotation, molecular function: ATP hydrolysis activity; ATP binding; ABC-type transporter activity. The record is from RefSeq and is a predicted model, not a curated record. Gene Ontology annotation, biological process: transmembrane transport. The transcript has 11 exons.